AUGCCGCGACAAAAAGGUGUCAAAUUUCAACAUCGGUCUAAUGGCACUAGCCAGAGCGACCAUCAUCGCCAGAACUCCUCCACUGCAAGUGAAAGUUCAUCCGAGCCCCCUAGUCCCAUCAAAGACGUCGAUCCCAAGAGGAACGGGUCGGUUGAGAAGUCAGAUAAGCAUGUCGAACCAUCCGAAUAUGAGAAAAAGAAGGCCACCUUUAUCACCAGAACGAUAUGGACCUUGGCCAUGAUAUCCGGCUUCUUUGGCGCCAUGUUCGCUGGGCACAUAUACGUACUCAUGGUUAUCACUGCAGUUCUCAUAAUCUCUUUCAAGGAAGUGAUCGCUAUUGCGCAAGUUCCAACUAAGCAGAAGAAUCUCCCACUUACAAAGUCUCUAAACUGGUAUUUCUUCGCCAUCACCAUGUAUUUUGUCUAUGGUGAAAGCGUGAUCUACUACUUCAAGCAUAUUCUCUUGGUCGAUAAGGUUUUGCUCCCAUUUGCGACUCAUCAUCGCUUCAUCAGCUUUACCAUGUACAUUUUCGGAUUCGUUUUCUUCGUGGCAUCUCUCCAGAAGGGCUACUACAAGUUCCAAUUCACCCAAUUCGCGUGGACGCACAUGGCACUGUUCCUCAUUGUCAUUCAGGCUCAUUUCAUGAUGAACAAUGUUUUGGAAGGUCUAAUCUGGUUUUUCCUACCGGUCUCCUUGGUUGUCACCAACGAUAUUUUUGCCUAUAUUUGCGGAAUCACCUUUGGUAGAACCCAGCUUAUCAAGAUCUCUCCAAAGAAAACAGUCGAGGGCUUCGUGGGGGCCUGGGUAUGCACCAUCUUUUUUGGAUUUGCCCUCACCAAUAUUUUGAUGCGCUACAAAUACUUUAUCUGCCCGGUAAACGACCUUGGAGCAAAUAUCUUCACUGGCUUACAAUGUACACCAAACCCUGUCUUUGCCAGUCGACCUUAUAAUCUAUUUGGUUGGGCUGGCAUAGAUCGAAUCUUUCGAAUUGCACCAAUACAAUUCCACAUCCUCAUAUUUGCAACCUUCGCAUCAUUAAUAGCCCCAUUUGGAGGUUUCUUUGCAUCCGGAUUGAAGAGAACUUUUAAAAUCAAAGAUUUUGGUGACAGCAUUCCCGGCCAUGGUGGCAUGACAGAUCGCAUGGAUUGUCAAUUCAUCAUGGGCGUCUUCUCCUACAUGUACUAUCAGAGUUUUAUCGCAGUCUACAAAGCAAAUGUGGGCAGUGUUAUCGAGACUGCCAUUGUUGGUCUGACAGUCGAAGAACAAAUCGAUGUUGUCAAGGGGCUUUCCAAAUACCUGUACAAUCAAGGUGUUGUUUCAGGAGAGGUCAGAUAUUCUACCAGCAAUUUUAAUGUUCGGCGUGACUAA
Exophiala bonariae is the source of this 1368-nucleotide messenger RNA. RefSeq lists its product as uncharacterized. The transcript is spliced from 2 exons. Gene Ontology annotation, cellular component: endoplasmic reticulum membrane. Gene Ontology annotation, molecular function: phosphatidate cytidylyltransferase activity. Bases 1 to 1368 code for a protein of 455 amino acids. Lineage: Eukaryota; Fungi; Ascomycota; Eurotiomycetes; Chaetothyriales; Herpotrichiellaceae. The record is from RefSeq and is a predicted model, not a curated record.